Molecule: messenger RNA, 2424 nt
Organism: Glossina fuscipes
Lineage: Eukaryota; Metazoa; Arthropoda; Insecta; Diptera; Glossinidae
Product: zinc finger protein 665-like
Exons: 6
Coding region: 130-2325 (731 amino acids)
Biological process (GO): regulation of transcription by RNA polymerase II
Cellular component (GO): nucleus
Molecular function (GO): zinc ion binding; DNA-binding transcription activator activity, RNA polymerase II-specific; RNA polymerase II cis-regulatory region sequence-specific DNA binding
Source: RefSeq, a predicted model, not a curated record
GAUUGUCUUCCGUAAAUAGACAUAUGAACCAUAUGAACAUCGCCAUUGUUAUGAUGAUGUGUGUUUAAUUAAUUUCAUGUUUUUUUUUUCUUAAUCGGCGUUCUUUUGAAAGACGCUUUAUUUGUAAUUAUGGCAGACCGCUGUCGUGCAUGUUCACAACAAAGCGUAUUAGGGGAACAUUAUGGAUUAGAUUGUGAAAUUAAGGAAGGUAUUACCUAUGCUGACUUCAUUUAUCAAAUGUCGAAUAUAAAAAUCGCAAAAAAUGAUGGCUUACCACAAUGGAUAUGUUUCGAAUGUGUUAAAGAGGUUAUGGUGGCUUUUAAAUUCGCUUUAAAAGUCAAAACAAGUGAUGAAGUGCUACGAAAUGAAUGGCAACAUUGGAAAAAUUUCUUUGAAGAAAAUCAAACUGAAAAUAUUCAGGAGCCUAACCAGGAGACUACUUCAGCACUUGUUGUUAAUGAUUUAACGGAGGAGUAUGUAAUGGAAGAGAUUUUGGAAAACGUUGAAGACUCGCAAAACGAAGAUGAUGAGUUAUCAAUGGUGGAAGAAAUCCUUGAGGAGACUGAAACUACCACUUGUCUGCAUACGGAAGAGGUAAUCCUGCCAACCGAUCAUCUUUUAGAAGAGACCACUGUUAAUGAUGAAAUGGAGAACUUCUAUAGUGAUAGCGAAACGAAUGACGACGAAUACCUAAUAGAGUAUAAUGCUUUAGUUGAAACUCAGUCGGAAAAACAUUCUCCUAAAUGGAAAUGCGCGGUAUGUGAUAAAGUGUUGCGCGGCGAUGUUUCCUAUGAGGGUCACAUGAAUUUGCAUAAACAACUAAGACCUUACAAAUGCCCUCACUGUCGUUGUAAAUUUCGAUGUCGCGAAGCUUUAAAAAAACACAAAUCUAUACGUCAUGUGGACACAUAUAAUUGUGAGGUUUGCGAUAAAACCUUUGAAUCUAAAGACUUGCUUGAUAAACAUAUGGAGAGAGAACACAAAAUUUGUCUUAACUGCGGUUUGGAGUUUGAUCACGGAAGUACUGUUCAAUUGCAUAAAAUUAUGAAUCAUAAUAUUAAGGCUACAAGUUGUCCACUAUGUCCGCAUUUAAAUGUUAGCGAAGUUCAAAAACAUAUUCUUACCGUGCAUUCACUUGAGUUGGAUUAUGAGAAUGUAAAUAUUGCGGUAGAGGCUAAGCAAUCUAAUGACUUGAUGGAGGAAAAUUUGGAAGGCGAUGUGUCUUUGCACAGUUCUCAUUCUGGAAUCUCUUCAUCCGAUAAUCGAGAAAUCUAUCAGGAAAAAGAUAAACAACUACCUCUGGAAUUGGUGAACAACAAUAAGUUGGAUAAAAGGGAAUCUUUUGUGCAAUGUAAAUUUUGUAAAAAGAAAUUAAUGUCUAAGAACCUAGAGAAACAUUUGGCGUUGCAUGAAAAAAAGGCACGUGAAGCUCAGCUGACUAAAACUCAAUACCUUUGCGCUUAUUGUCCAAGCGGCUUUAAAAACCAAAGAAAUCUACACCAACAUGAGAAAAUACAUCAGGAGACGUCACCUAAUGUGGUAUAUGUGUGUAACGAUUGUAGUCGCCAGUAUAGUACACAGCAAUUACUUGAAACUCAUCGUAAACAAGCUCACAAAGAACGAGAUAAUAUCUGCUCGCUAUGCGGUAAUGCGUUCAAAUUGAAAAAUCAAUUAAUGAAUCAUAUGAAAUUGCAUUUGGAAAAGAAUAUACCCUGUCCGCAUUGUGAUAAGAAGUAUGCGCGGCAAUUUGAUUUGAACGUGCAUUUGCGAACGCAUACAGGGGAAUUACCUUAUUCCUGUCAUUUGUGUGAGAAACGAUUUGCCAUCAAAGUGCGUCUAACCUAUCAUCUGCAAAAGCAUUAUGGUGUUAAGCAUCGUUGUAAGGAAUGUCAGGCCGAAUUCAAUUCAAGGCAGAAAUUAAAGGCUCACUCUUUUAAACAUACCGGUAUGCCGUAUCGCUGUCAGUUGUGUGAUGGCCAUGGUUUUCCAACCAGGAAUGUAUUCAAACGUCAUUUGGCAAGAGUUCAUCAUGCUAUGAUGAGCGAUGAAGCUUUAGCGGAAAUGUUUCAACAUUAUACGGGAAAGGCUACGAUAAUAAAACAAAUCAAUGACUUUGAGGUGAUUCCAAGAAACGAAGAUGACCAAGACCAGAACAUACUUGAAGAGAAUCCGGAUAUCAUUAGUGAUGCAGAUAUAGUUACGGAUCAUGAACUCAACAUUUUCACAAGGACGAAGAUCUUAAUGAACAUGAAUUCAAUAGCCAUAACUCAAGUUCCAAUCUUUUGCAUAGAUGCAAUAACUGCGGCACACGUUCCUCUACUUUAGACGAUCUGAUCGAUCAUAAAAAAGCCGAGAAUCCGGUUUGUAUAUGCACAAUAUGUGGCAACACCUUUAAAGGUCAUUCGCAACUUUCCGCUCAUAAGC